UCAACGAGAACGGCCAUCUUCUCUCUCCGGGCUUGAGAAGACAAGUGUUACAACAGAUAUGGCUGACUACUCGAACGUGGCUCCGCCGUCGGGAAAUGGCGCCGGAAUGAACGACGCUUUUAAAGACGCACUUCAGCGAGCUAGACAGAUCGCCGCUAAGAUUGGUGGUGACGGCGUUCCCGCAGCGCCCUCGGGUAAUGAGUUUGGCUACGGAGGCCAGAAGCGACCCCUAGAAGACGCCGAUGACUGUUGGACCAGUCUAAACAGUAGAACCCACCGGGAAGGGAUGAACUCUCCUUUCUCAGACCAACCAGAGACCAAGAAGGUGGCACCGAAUGACCCGUUCGCAGCAGCGAUGGGAAUGGGAGGAAUGGGAGGUGGUGGACCACGGUCGUCAUCAGAGGAGUUCAAGGUUCCUGACGGGAUGGUUGGAUUCAUUAUUGGAAGAGGAGGAGAACAGAUAUCCCGCAUGCAGCAAGAGUCGGGAUGCAAAAUCCAGAUCGCCCCCGACAGUGGAGGAAUGCCUGAUAGGUCAGUCACACUGACAGGAUCCCCAGACUCAAUACAAGCUGCCAAGAGGCUGCUGACGGAGAUCGUUGAUAAGGGUCGUCCUACUCCAGCCUUCCACCACAACGACGCCGGUGGCCCCGGUAUGUCUGUCCAGGAGAUGCUGGUGCCUGCCUCCAAGGCUGGCCUGGUCAUCGGGAAGGGAGGAGAGACCAUCAAACAGCUGCAGGAGAGGGCCGGGGUCAAGAUGGUGAUGAUCCAGGAAGGGCCUCAGAACACAGGAGCGGACAAACCUCUACGCAUCUCUGGGGAACCUUUUAAAGUCCAGCAAGCCAAAGACAUGGUGAUGGAGCUGAUCAGAGAGCAGGGCUUCAGGGAGCAGAGAGGGGAGUACGGCUCCAGGAUGGGUGGCGGCGGAGGAGGAGGAGGUGAGGGCCUGGAUGUUCCUGUCCCCAGGUUUGCGGUAGGAAUCGUGAUCGGGAGAAACGGAGAGAUGAUCAAGAAGAUCCAGAGCGACACAGGAGUCAGGAUCCAGUUCAAACCAGACGACGGCAGUACCCCGGAGAGGAUAGCCCAGAUCGUGGGUCCUCCUGAGCAGUCCCAGCAUGCAGCAGAGAUAAUCUCUGACCUUUUGAGGAGUGUCCAGCAGGGGGGGCCGGGCGGUCCUAACGGAGGGGGCAGGGGUAGAGGCAGGGGGGGUAACGGGGGUGGUAACUGGAACAUGGGUCCUCCAGGAGGACUGCAGGAGUUCACCUUCACCGUCCCUACCAUGAAGACUGGACUCAUCAUCGGCAAAGGAGGAGAGACCAUCAAGGGCAUCAGUCAGCAGUCUGGAGCGCGUAUUGAACUCCAGAGAAAUCCUCCCCCCAACUCCGACCCAAACAUUAAGAUGUUCACCGUCCGAGGAUCUCAUCAACAGAUAGACUACGCACGGCAGCUGGUCGAGGAGAAGAUCGGGGGUCCAGUCAGUCCAAUGGGUGGUCCCCAAGGUCCUCCAGGCCCCCACGGAGGUCCGUCUCCCCACGGCCCCCCCGGUCCUCCUGGGCACCCUGCUCAGAUGGGCCCCUACAACCCCGGCCCCUACAACCAGGGACCACCAGGACCACAUGGUCCUCCGGCUCCCUACCAGCCUCAGGGUUGGGGCAACGGCUUCCCUCACUGGCAGCAAGGACAGCCUGAUCCUGGUAAAGCUGCAGCUGAUGCCAACGCAGCGGCCUGGGCAGCGUAUUACUCCCAGUACCAGCAGCAACCCCAGGCCCCCAUGACGCCCACCGGCGGUGCCCCUGGCACCACACAGGCCAACGGGCAAGGGCAGCAAAGUCAGCAACCACAGGACUACACCAAAGCCUGGGAGGAGUACUACAAGAAACAAGGUCAAGCGGCCCCUCAGGCGGGAGCAGCACCAGGUGGUCAGCCAGCCGGUCAGCCAGCUGGUCAGCCGGACUACAGUGCUGCCUGGGCAGAGUACUACCGUCAGCAGGCUGCUUACUACGGACAGGGCAGCCCACAGGCCAUGGGAGCACAGCCACAAGCACCUCAGGUACACCUCCAGUAAGACUUGUACCGUCCUACCCCCGGUUCCCGCUGUCUCCUCGCACCACCCUUGUUUGACUUCUCCACUAUCUUUUCUGUUUCCUGUAUUGUCGGUCUUGUCUUUAAAAAAAAAAUGGCCGCCGAGACUGUAGCCUUCAUUUCAACUCCCUUGCUGUGUUUUUUUUCUUUUUAUAAAGCCCUGUCUCUAGCUCGUCUGUUUUUGUCGUUAACCCCGUUCCUUCCUCAAGGUGUUCUAGGGGGGAAGCAGAGGAGUCGGUGUGGCCCGCGAGAAGAAACUAAAGCUAGUUACUCUUCCCUCUCUUUUUUUAACAUUUUAAAACAGGGUUAAUAUGAUGUAUGGAGACGCUGCGUCCGUGGGUUCUGCUGUUAACAUGGCCUGUGUUUUUAUGUAUUUCUUCUGCACAGGGCCAGUAAUGUGAAGUGGACAUAAAGUAAAUGCGACAUUGUGGAAACAAAAACCCUUUGUUAAAUGUGUUGGAUGGUGCAGAUGCCUUGAAGAUCUUAAUUUCCCCCUUUGGUUGGUUGUUUUCAAGUGUUUCACAAUAAUGUGAUGGCAGCAGUCUACCCGGAGACACAAACCCUUCAUCCUUUGCUAUCUUUUUGGUUUUUCAACUUUUUUUUCUCCCCCUUGUAAAUGAACGGUUUUGGGUUUUUAGUGAGGUAAUUAUAUGUUCAUUCCAGCCCCAUGUAUCUUCAUGCUAUGUGGUUCAAGAGCUCCUGUUAUUUAGCUAGUUUACCAUGGAAAAUCAUCUCCGUUUUUAAAUAAUAUGCCUGUUGUGUUUUGCAAUAAAACUAAGUGAAACCUCCUGUGUUGGUAAGUUGGGUUGGUAAUAACUAUUACAAUAUGAACUCGACUUCAAAUCGUGUACUUUUUUUUUGUUUUUUUGUUUUACAAUGUUCAGUUUCUCUCCAACUCUACACAGCUCCUGGUAACUUAGUACAAUGUUUUUAGAUGUGUCCUUCGCUCUGCCUUUUUGACUGGGGGGGGGGGGGGGGUCCAGUUUCGGUGUUCCCCAAGGUUCUGUUUUAGGACCACUAUUGAAUAGAAUAAUUUACCUGUCUUUACUCUUGGUUAUUAGUCUUUUUGUUGUUUUUUCCCCUACCUCUCCGCCUGUAUUAUAGGACUAGACUGUUUCUUAUACCAUCAUGUAGUAUUAGUGGCAUAAUGUUAUGAUACAUCUGGACUCAUGCAUUACCUGUAGUGUUUGGUUGUUGUGGCAUCUCUGUCAAACAACUGAUCGAAUCUUGUCUGUUGUGUUGACUGGCUGGUUGAGAAUGAAAUGGUACCCUAUUUCCUGUUUAGUGCACAAGGCUCCCUUAAAUGUAGUGCUCUAUAUAGGGAAUAGGGUGUCGUCAUUGGAGACAUCCUGAAGCCGACUUUGUUGAGGUAACGUUAGUGUGCUGCAUUGUUUUCAUAUAAAAAGAGUAACUUCCUCCUUCACAGCCAAGCGUAGACAAGCGGUAAGCAAAGCAAGUAUAUAUAUAUAUGGAGAGAGAAAUAAUUUAAUCCGAAAUGUUCCUCAGAAAAUGUGACUCUCACUGUCGACAUGUUGCUUUAGUUUAUUCUAGGUUUGUUUUUGCUGCUCCUUGUGUCUCUUCCAGGACAGGUAAACUGACGUGUUCUGCUGUAUUGCAUUGCAUUCAAACGUUUGUUUCUCUCCCCACCCCCCCCCCCCUCUAAAAUGUAUACAUUUCCUGGCCUUUUGAUACUAUAAAAGAACGUGACAUGCAAAAGUGGUAUUUUUUUAUUUUUGCUCUGCCUAUGCAUUGUUCUGUUAGUUUACCCAACGGCUGGAACGUAGGUUGUCUGUAGGGCCGAGGGGUGGUCUGAGCUGGUCUGAGCGGUACCAUCAGCCAACAGGGUUGACCUCUGACCUCCUACUCUGUAAGUACAAUACUGUGACUAUAUAUAACAAACCCAGUUAUUUUCUGGCUGUCAAUGUAUUUCUUUGACUGAUGAUUAUAAAACUUAUUGUUUCUGUCAAAUUGCAUAUUUUUCCUUAAAAAAAAAAUACUGGGUAAGUAUCAAAAGUUAUGAUAAAGUACAGUAUCUUGGAAUUGUCAUUUAGAAAUUAUAACCAUUUAACCAUUUGGACAUAGAUUACAUUGAAUAUUGCAUUGUAGUUCAAUCUAGGCUCUGUUUUUUUUUUAGGUAGGAAAGUGUUCUGUCAUAAUACCAGUCGGACUGUUCUGUUGGAACUCUGAACUGAAGGUUCUGUUCCUUGCGAUGCAGAAUGCUUUGCGCAGUGGUUCAUUUAGGAAUGUUAGAAAUCGAUAACGUGCUUGAUUUUUUUAGGAUGGAUAAUGGAUAACAACAAUCCGUUUUUUUUCAAGUGCCAUUGCUUAGCCAGAACAGAGAUGUAAUUAUGAAUUUAUUUCAUCAAUAUUUGAAAAAGAAAUGCCAUUUGAUAAGUCAAGAAUUUAGUUACUAUUAGAUAUGCAUAUUUUUUCACUGCAGUAAUGGUGUGAUUCAGUCUGAAAUGUUCUAGCUUUCCCCCCCAUAGUAGCAUUUUGAAGUUGUUUCUAUGCUGUUUAUUGAUGUCUCCAGCAUGUUGGGUUGUCAUUCAGUAGAAUGUUCUACAAGUGCUUCUGAUUUCUGAGUGAUACAGUUAUCCCAUGGACGUUUCCCAUUCUAUUGCUAUUGAGUGCUGUUCUGAAACAAAACCUAUAAGGCUGUUUUGAACUGAAAUGAGUGGCAAACGGUGCAAAUAUCAUAUGUGUGAUCUUUGCAGUAUCACUGUCAUCCCAGACCUCGAUCCCCUUAGGUUCUGCUGCGGUCACACAGGUAAGCGACCCUAAGGAAAACAGCUGUGUUCUGACCUAUCAUAUACAGGAUAUAUAUUUACACCCAGAUGGGGAUCUGUUUUAUACUCACUUGAAUUUGCCUGAUUUUAUAUUUCUGCUUACCUGUGCUGUGUAGUAACUCUAGCUGUGCUCCUGAUAUUAAUGAGUCAUGUCCAGGUAGGAUUCGUAGUGAUAUCAACAGCUGUUUUUUUUGUUUGUUCAUAGAGUAUAUUGAUGAUAGUGCUGUGAUUUGAUGGUGAUUAAUGAUUUGCAUGGUUUCAACAUGAGUCGUAUGGUUUGUUAAGGAGCGGCAACGUUUUUUUCCCCUCUUAGGCCAAUUGCAAUGUGGUUUGAUGGCUUUUCCCACCUGACUUAUCGUAGUACAAUUUUGCAACAAAAAAAGCGUUCUCUCUACAUGCUGUUUUAAGUUCUCAUUUUCUGAGGUCAUUUUGUUAUUGAUAUAAACUAUCGUGAGGCAUAUUAUAACACAUAACUUGGUAAGUCUCUGCAGUGUGAUCUUUGAUGCAUAGAGCUCGAGCCCUGUACUUUUACAUUACUAUAAAACUGUAAACAGGCAACUCGGUCUGUCAUAAAGCCAGCCCUAUGUGCAUAUAUAUAUAUGCGUACGUAUUAGUAAGUCUACAAACGUUUAUGAAAGUACACCUGCAUAUGAUGCUCAAUGCUGUUCAACUGACUCAUUGGUGUUGACUGAAAGCUGUGAACUUGAAUAUGCAUUCUAUAUUGCCGCUGCCACAGUGCUGUAAUGGUGUUCUCAUAAAACCCUGCUGCCUGCCUCCUUCCACCUCUCACUCAGAUGCUGUUGGAAGCCAGAGAAGGUUCUAGAAGCCAGCGUAGGUUCUAGAUUCAGGAACAGGAACCUGUAAGUUUGUCCCUACCGUAAAGGAGACUACUCUGAGAGGCAUCCUUUGAGGCUGAUGAUCAAGGUGUAGGUGACCAUUCGAGAGCGAGUUCCAGAUAAGGUAAACAAAGCAAUGAAAUACAUAAUUGUGUGAUUUGCUCAAGUUUACCAUGCUGUUUGCUAGUUAGGGCUGUAUUAUUAGUCCAGGUUUCCCCUCGUCUCGUUCUAAAAAAAUUUUUUUAAAGGUAACAUGUCGUACAAUUAUUGCAAGUUGUCUAACUGAACUGAUGUCUAGUGUUUCUCCACAUGUUUUCAUGAUGAUUCUAUUGAAUGCCUUCCUUUGCCCGCUCACCCGCUGGGUUGUGUCCCAAAUAGAACCCUAUUCCAGACAGUGCCCUGUAGGCUCUGGUCUAAAGUAGUGUACUAGAAAUGCCAUAGGGUUCCAUUUGGGAUGUAGCCACUGUCAUAACUAGGCCUUGUUGCAUAGUUACCAAUGCUUGUCAUCAGGAUUCUAAAGUGUCUGCCAUUUUUGGUUGCAAAUGCUCCUAGAUAUUUUGUUGUGCAACCUGACUGGUUUUAUUUUGGGUGCACCAGUGUGACCAGGUAAAUAAUCGCCCAGAUAAUACUGGUCAUUUUUUUUAUUUGACCUCCUUAUUUAACUAGGCAAGUAAGUUAAGAAAAAAUAUAUAUAUAUUUACAAUGACGGUCAAACCCAAUGGGAGUCCCAUAGGGCGCCGCACAAAUCACGGCAGGUUGUGGUACAGCCUGGAAACGAACCAGGGUCUGUAGUGACGAGAUGCAGAGCCUUAGGCCGCUGCGCCCCUCGGAAGCUCUAAACUGGCCAGUUGUUUGAGUGCCCUGGAGGAGAAAGCAAGUGCAGAUUCAUACCAUCUAAAGCCUACGUGUAAAGAAUACGUCAGUGAUUUCUAUUUCUUGCACAUUUCUGACGACCUAACGGCAUGGCUGUCGGCUGCUUUGUGUAGCCAGGUAGAUGCCCAAAAAGUAAUUUCUAAAUUUUCCAAUAACUUUACAAAUUAAACGUUAACUGCAACGUAGGCUUAACUGGCAUCGUGAUAUAAUGUCACGGUCUUUUGUUUUGCGAACUUUGCUAUUGCAUACAGUACAGUAGACACCGCCAGCCAAAACCCUUUUCAGGUGCGCAAUUGAAAUUAUUAAGGGAAACUAUACAUAUUUUCUUCCCCAGACUACUUAAGUGGGCUCCUGAUCUAGUGUUAAGCAUCGCUGUGGACUUAGAAUAUCCUAUUUAUUUUUGUGAUUGAGUGAACCUUAUUAAAUAAGAAGGGGAGGGGGGGGUCCCACACAAGAGGUAAAGAUUUUGGUGUCAUGGCAAAUGCAUUGGCUAGUAAAAAAAACAAACAUAUAGCCAUUUUUUUUUUUUUUUUUGGUGGACAACUUUUUUAGUCCCUGUUCAUAAACCAGGUCGUGGGUCGUUCCAAAGCUGCUCACUGGUGUUUUUUAAAAUAUUUUUCUAUUUGUAUUUUUGUUUAGUCAUGUUACCUCAGCCUAGCUAGCUAACAACCUGGUUACUUUACCAGUAUAUCAAACAUCUGGGGGCACAGAGGGACAGGAAGAGUUAGCUUCUUCAGGAGAUCAUUGAAUGACUUGACUUGCAUGUCUCAUCACGAACUUGAUGCUCUUAAAGAGACAGUGUAGAAUUUAAUCAUCUCAAUAGGUAGUGCUUUGACACAAUGUCGAAACCUAGUAUUCCAUAAAUGACUAAUCAAUGGAAGGUUUUUCAAUCAACAUUUUCUUUCUACAGGGUUUAAUAUUAGUUUCUAGAGCUCAACAAUGUGCUUCAAAAGUAGCUUGAAUUAAUUUAAAGCCCAUUAUGCUUCCUCAAACCAAAAAAAUACAAAUAUUCUGGUGUGCCUAGAUCAUUUUAAGUUAGGAGCACCAGUGCUACCACUGUUAAUUUAGACCCCAGCUAGAGAGUUAGAUGAGAUGUAACCAGGAAUUGCUGCUUUUGUGUUUUUCAACCAUUAUGGCAGGAAAUUGUAGUUGGCUGUUCUAGUUUUCACUUCAUUCAUGAGAACCCACAUACCUCUGCUAGCGAUUUUGCUAUUCACGUUUUUUUCAUAAAUUAGUGUAAUCUGUGUGUUAGAUGCUCUGUCAUCUCUGAGCAAAGUGUUUCAAGGAGUUUGGGGGCUAGGUGUCGUUUGGGGGCUAGGUGUCGUUUGGGGGCUAGGUGUCGUUUGGGGGCUAGGUGUCGUUUGGGGGCUAGGUGUCGUUUGGGGGCUAGGUGUCGUCUAGAAGACUAAAUCAGAAGGGAGAAAUAUGGAGCAUGCCUUAGAGGUAAACAAAUUGAAACAUGUUUCUUGUGAUGCCUUAAUAUUAUCAAAUGUAUAUUUUUUUUGGUUUUGUUUCCUGUCUUUAUGAAAUGACUGUUCUGCAUCUUUGUUGCCCUGUCCAGUAAUAAAGUUGUAACAUUUA
Messenger RNA from Oncorhynchus kisutch (coho salmon), 8155 nucleotides. Its product is annotated as far upstream element-binding protein 1-like. The coding region runs from base 59 to 2062 and encodes 667 amino acids. The record is from RefSeq and is a predicted model, not a curated record. The transcript is spliced from 17 exons. Lineage: Eukaryota; Metazoa; Chordata; Actinopteri; Salmoniformes; Salmonidae. Gene Ontology annotation, biological process: regulation of DNA-templated transcription. Gene Ontology annotation, molecular function: RNA binding.